AUGUCGCCGUCAGAACGUCAGCUAUAUGCGAUCUCGAUCACAGAACGGGUAUGCUCGGCGGUGUCUCUAGCAGCAACCAGUAUCAUCAUUGUCUCCUUCAUCUGUUCUAGUUCCUUUCGCAAGCCCAUCAACCGCCUAGUAUUCUACGCCUCUUGGGGCAACAUCAUGACUAAUUUGGCCACCGUUAUAUCUCAAUCGGGCAUUCAUGCAGGCCUAAAUAGCCCUCUUUGCCAGCUCCAGGCAUUUUUGAUCCAAUGGUUUAUGCCUGCCGAUGCGCUAUGGACUCUUGCCAUGGCCUGCAACGUCUACUUGACCUUUUUCCAUAAGUAUGACUCGGACCAGCUCCGACGUUUGGAGUGGAAAUAUCUUGCGUUCUGCUAUGGAUUGCCAUUUAUCCCAGCCUUUGCAUAUUUCUUCAUUCAAACCGAGGCGCGCGGGAGGGUAUACGGAAGCGCCCUAAUCUGGUGUUGGGUUGCGCCAUCUUGGGACUUCCUACGGGUUGCCGUGUUCUACGGCCCGGUCUGGUUUGUUAUCUUCCUGACCCUCGGAAUUUAUGUGCGCACAGGCAGAGUGAUCUAUCAGAGAGAGCGACAGCUUCGCGAGGUCGACAUGCUCGAUUCGAAGGCGGAUUGCGAGAAUCUAGAUGAGCCGGUCUCUUUGAAAACGAUCGAAAUCCGCAUCACCAGCGAGGCGGCAGCCCCCAAUGGAACCUCCCGAACAGUCGCGGAGAGCUCGAGCCCAAUCUCAUCGCACCAUCCUCCCUCGCUCUAUGGUUCAUACUCGGUCACUAUCGAAGGAGGGCAGAGCAGCGCGUUUCCGCUGAAGCCGCUGAGACCUGCAAAAAUCCAACGCCGCCCAAUGGCGGGUGAGGCUAAUUCUGCAGCUUGGGUCUAUACCAAGUAUGCGAUGCUUUUCUUUAUUGCUUUGAUCAUCACCUGGGUUCCGUCUACAGUCAACCGGGUUUAUGCUCUCGCAUUUCCUCAUUCAUUUAGUUUUGUCUUGAACUAUCUAUCCAGUUUUGUUCUUCCUCUGCAGGGCUUCUGGAAUAGCAUCAUCUACAUAUUUAUCUCCUGGCCUGCCUUCAAGUCCGCCUUCCACAGGCCUCGACGAAGCCGUUGCUCACUCCGUGCCAGUAUCGGUCGUUACCGUGAUCCUAGAACUGCGAAUAAUGCUGCACGAACUUACUAUUUGGGUGGAACUAGUAGCACCCAGCGAUUGACCGCUUAG
Molecule: messenger RNA, 1227 nt
Organism: Aspergillus melleus
Lineage: Eukaryota; Fungi; Ascomycota; Eurotiomycetes; Eurotiales; Aspergillaceae
Product: putative cAMP receptor-like protein
Exons: 4
Coding region: 1-1227 (408 amino acids)
Biological process (GO): cell surface receptor signaling pathway; adenylate cyclase-activating G protein-coupled receptor signaling pathway
Cellular component (GO): plasma membrane
Molecular function (GO): G protein-coupled receptor activity
Source: RefSeq, a predicted model, not a curated record